Anoplophora glabripennis (Asian longhorned beetle) is the source of this 1272-nucleotide messenger RNA. RefSeq names its product carbonic anhydrase 7-like. The coding region runs from base 104 to 1222 and encodes 372 amino acids. Gene Ontology annotation, molecular function: carbonate dehydratase activity; zinc ion binding. NCBI's taxonomy places the organism in Eukaryota, Metazoa, Arthropoda, Insecta, Coleoptera, Cerambycidae. The transcript is spliced from 5 exons. Gene Ontology annotation, cellular component: cytoplasm. The record is from RefSeq and is a predicted model, not a curated record.
GUGAUGAGAAAAAAAUAAUUCACUUACAGAUUACGACAAAAUUUAUAUUAUUUAUUAUGAAGAAAUUCUUCUACGACUAUUGUUUUUCGAAUCGUCGAAUAGUAUGUUAAGCCGAUUACAGAUGAUACGAUUAUUUGCCAUAUAUUUGCCAAAUGAAGAACGGCGGAAUGGUCGAGAAUGUAUUUGUGUAUAUUUAACGGAACACACGUAUUUUUCAAAUGUAAACAAAUGCCAUAUCGUGUCGAUGGUACAUAUCGAUACAUUCGAAGGUAUGUUUUACUUGCCAAACAUUAUCAGAAGCUAUACAAACUGCACACCAUUUGGAUUAUUCAACAAGAGAGUGUUAUUAGCUGUGGUAAUUUUAGGAGCUUUAUACCUUUAUGAUACUUUCGCAAAUAGUAACUCACUUUGCCUGUCCUACGACAAUAAUUUAAAUAAUUAUGGGUAUGGAGAUUGUGGUGGACCGUCGUCGUGGCAUCAAAAGUUUAUAUCGGCCGGAGGCCAAAGGCAGUCUCCAAUAAAUUUAAUCGCUAGGGGAAGCAUAUGCAUUCCUUCAGAAACUGUGGAUCCCUUGGUAUUUUCCUGCGAGUUCCAUGUGCCUCCAUGUGAAAUGAAACUUUACAAUACAGGACACAAUGUUGUUAUUUAUGCGACUUGGGGCAGUGGCAAGAGACCUAUAAUAUUUGGCGGUCCUUUAACCGAUGAGUAUACGUUCCUCAAUAUUAAAUUUCGUUGGGGACCAAAUGAAAACGAAGGCACUGAACAUAUGAUCAAUGGUUGCAGAUAUGCUAUGGAACUACAAGCCGCCUUUGCAAAAGGUGUGGCCCAGCAAAAUUUCGACAUUGUAGAGGCAGCCAGGAGUGGGUCGCUAUUAAUAUUAAGUUAUAUGUUUAUGGUAACACCAAUAGAUAACCCUUACGUGGAGCCCAUUGUAUCAGCCCUACGCUAUAUUAAAUACCCAGGGGGCUGCGUCUCCAUUGAACCAAUAAUUAUAUCCUUACUAUUACCAGACUUUUCGAGAGAUUAUUACACGUAUAUGGGAUCUAUGACAUUCCCUCCAUGCACAGAAGGGGUAAAGUGGAUUGUUAAACCAGAGCCACUUCUAAUUUCUUCGAAACAAGUUCGUAAAUUUAGAAAACUGCACGGACUUGGGGGGCCAAUACUUAUGAACACCAGACCUGUCCAAAACGUUAACAAUAGGGAAAUUUUUUAUUAUGAUUAAUUUAUCAAAUUGACUUUGUGCUAAUAAAUAUAUAUAAUAUUUUGUUAUGA